Molecule: messenger RNA, 1566 nt
Organism: Apis cerana (Asiatic honeybee)
Lineage: Eukaryota; Metazoa; Arthropoda; Insecta; Hymenoptera; Apidae
Product: caspase-1
Biological process (GO): proteolysis
Molecular function (GO): cysteine-type endopeptidase activity
Source: RefSeq, a predicted model, not a curated record
AAGUCUGGAAACGAACGAAAAUGGAAGAUGUAGUUUAAUCACUGUUCCAGAGAUUCGCUACGAACGAGAGGAUUAUCGCUUUCGUAAAAUGAAACGAAACCAAGGAGGAGAUCCUAUUCUUUCGAUAGAAAGUUCCGUCUGAACUGAACGAUUACGAUUAGAGCGUGACACAAUAGUUGGAUCAACAAGAUUAUCAGUUCGGAAAAUAUCUUCGCGUUUCAAUUUCCACUUCAAAUAUUGUGAUACGUAUAUAUAUAUUUUACAUUCUGAUCAUCGUUUAACUGUAGAAAGCCCGAAUUUAAAUAAAAUAAAAGUUGGUAUUUCCUUUUAUUGUAAAUAUCUUUCUUAUUUAAAAUUAAAUUUAUCUAUAUAUUUCGUUUAAAAUUCUCGGUAUCUUAUCUCUUAUCUUUUAAAGCUGAUAUAUAUUGUAUAUAAGCGUGAUUAUCAGUUUCGCUGUGAGUUUCAUCCGACUGUGACUACAUCCGACGACGAAAAACUGAUUGAAAAAAAAAAAAAAAAUGAACAAAAUAACUCAAAUUACGCAGAAUAUACUUUUAGGAAGAUCGAGUAUAAACGUCGAAGCAAUAUGCUCGUCUCUUAACGGUGUAGAAUCGUUUAAAAAGGAAGAAUACGACGAAGUGGACAGUGUGAUAAUCGGUAAUAAACUGAAACAGAAAAAGACAAAAUACGUGGAUCCACAUAUAGAGGUGUAUAAGAUGAAUCACAAACGAAGAGGUAAAGCGUUAAUUUUCAAUAACGUAAAGAUAUAUCAAGGAAGAAAUAAUGCGGAGGAAUGUUCAAGGAAUCUGUCGCAAACGUUACAGAUGAUGGGCUUCGACGUGGAACUUAUCGUCAACGCAACGUUACAAGUGUUAAUAGAAAAAUUGAAGGAUGUUGCUUCCCAGGAUCAUACGAACAACGACUGUCUGGCCGUAGCCGUUUUGUCCACCGGAACAUCGGGUUACCUGAAAGCAGAUAAUAUGUUUUAUCCAGCCCAAAUGCUCUGGAUGCCUUUUCUGUCCGAUUCUUGUCCAGGCUUGAUCGACAAGCCAAAGAUAUUCUUCCUCCAGACUUACUAUGAUUCAUCGUACAACGGAAUACACGGUCUUGACCAAUCCAUCAAUUUCUCUUUCUCCGACAUUAUGGUCAUACACUUAUUUUAUAAUUCUUCUUGGCAAAAUACAAGUUCUUGUUUAAUGAAUAAAAUUACCCAAGAGUUGAACGAACAUUGGAGGACCCAUGAUCUACUCAGAAUGAUGACUUCCAUCGUGAGGCACGUAGUUAAUUACAAUCGGACAUUUAGCAAGGAAAAUAAACUCCAAGCCCCAACUAUAGUCUCUACGUUAACGCGAUUGGUAUAUUUCGAUAAAACGAAAUAUUUGGUUGAAUUGUCGAAAAAUGAAAGGACAGAUUCCGAUCCUUUGGAUUAAUUUGUUAAUUGUCCAUUUAUCAUUGUUAUUGUAAAUAACGAUCAUGACAAAGAAAACACAUAUUUUAAUCGCAUUUUUGUCAAUGUUUUUUAAUUUUUUGCUUUUUCUUCAAAGCAUGAAAUUUAAUAUUUCGAAA